ACUUUUCAAGUCGCAGCGUUCUCCUCAGCUAACUCUUCAACCGUACCAGCAUGGGCAACCCGCAGUGUUUGAAUCUUGCCAAGAGCGUCCUUCUCAAGCGUCUCGAGCGCCAGCGCUUUGACUCGGCCGACUGGGCCAUGAACCUCCCCGUGAGCCGCGAACAAGGUGACGCCGACGCGUCGAGUACGGUGCACGAGACCGACUCCAAGACGAGUACGGCCGCCUCGUCGCCGGUGGCGCAGCGCGUCAAGCCGUAAAGCUACCGUCG
Molecule: messenger RNA, 268 nt
Organism: Saprolegnia parasitica CBS 223.65
Lineage: Eukaryota; Oomycota; Saprolegniomycetes; Saprolegniales; Saprolegniaceae
Exons: 3
Coding region: 51-257 (68 amino acids)
Source: RefSeq, a predicted model, not a curated record